Molecule: messenger RNA, 948 nt
Organism: Acomys russatus (golden spiny mouse)
Lineage: Eukaryota; Metazoa; Chordata; Mammalia; Rodentia; Muridae
Product: olfactory receptor 51B6-like
Biological process (GO): G protein-coupled receptor signaling pathway
Cellular component (GO): membrane
Molecular function (GO): olfactory receptor activity; G protein-coupled receptor activity
Source: RefSeq, a predicted model, not a curated record
AUGCCUGAAAUUUGGCUCAAUACCUCUGCCUGCCCAUUCCUACUCACUGGGUUCCCAGGUCUGGAGAAAGUCCAUCACCUCAUCUCCCUCCCGUUGCUGCUGGCUUACAUCUCCAUUCUGCUUGGCAAUGGCACCCUUCUGUUCCUCGUUAAGGAUGACCGUAACCUCCAUGAGCCCAUGUACUAUUUCUUAGGGAUGCUGGCAGCUACGGAUCUUGCAGUAACACUGACCACCAUGCCCACAGUGCUGGGCGUACUAUGGUUAAAUCACCGGGAGAUUGGCCAUGGUGCCUGCUUCUCUCAGGCCUACUUUAUCCACACUCUCUCGAUUGUGGAGUCAGGGGUCUUGCUUGCCAUGGCCUAUGACCGUUUCAUUGCCAUUCGCAACCCGUUAAGAUAUACCACCAUCCUUACUGACACUAGGGUAAUGCAGAUUGGCAUAGGUGUAUUGACAAGGGCUGCACUGUCAAUCAUGCCCAUAAUCAUUCGCCUGCAUUGGUUUCCCUAUUGUCGAUCCCAUGUACUCUCCCAUGCUUUCUGUCUGCACCAGGAUGUCAUCAAGCUAGCCUGUGCUGACAUCACAUUCAACCGUCUCUAUCCAGUUGUGGUUGUAUUUGGUAUGGGGCUUUUGGAUUUUUUUAUUAUUUGUUUUUCCUACAUUUUGAUUCUCAAGACUGUCAUGGGCAUUGCUUCUACAGACGAGAGGGUCAAGGCCCUCAACACAUGUGUCUCCCAUAUCUGCUGCAUCCUGGUUUUCUAUGUCACUGUGGUUGGUUUGACAUUUAUUCACAGGUUUGGAAAGCAUGUUCCUCAUGUGGUCCACAUCACAAUGAGCUAUGUCUGCUUUCUUUUCCCCCCAUUUAUGAACCCUGUCAUCUAUAGUAUUAAGACCAAACAGAUUCAGAGUGGUUUGCUCUGUUUAUUCUCCCUGCCUUGUUCUAGAACAUAA